AGUCCUAUUUAGAUCACAGACAAAAAGAACCAGGAAGUAAGGAGGAAUUAUUGCCGUACAUAGCUCAGGAUGUUAAAGGUGAUCACCUCCACUGCGUGGUUAUUCAUUAGCAAGAAGGAAAGUACAGGGGCGAGCAGGCUGGUGCAGCUGCAAGCCUGAAGCAGGCUGAGAUGUGCUGGCCGAAGCCAGAAGAGGAGAGAAGCAUCUUCCCACUAACCCUCAGGCUAGUGCUCACUUGAUUUUGCCCCAGGGCAGCAGGUUCCACAGAAAGCCAGGCAGCGAGGCUCUUGUUGCCCUUGUUACAAGAACCAGGCCCAUGUCUGCCGGACAGUGCUGAAGGAACGCUCUCCAUUCUGGUGAGUUGGAGCUGAUUUCCAAGCUGCCUGGUGGAGGAAGAGACAGUGGAUCUGCAGAGCCUGAGGGGAGAGGGGUAUCCUCUCCCCUGCUCCCAGCCAGGGCACUAUGGGCAAUGUCUGUGUAAGGCUCUGGGCAUAUUUGCAGCCCUUUAUCCCCUGCUGGUCUCAGGAGACGGACAAAUCAGUGGUGAUUGAGAACCCAGGAGCCCGCUGUACCCCCGAGGUUCCCAAAACACAGGAGCCCGAGAGAAGCCAGGGCCACUACUUUGUGGCUCUGUUUGAUUACCAAGCUCGGACUGCAGAGGAUCUGAGCUUCCAUGCAGGAGACAAACUCCAAGUCUUGGACACUUCCCACGAGGGCUGGUGGUUCGCCAGACACUUGGAGAAGAAAGAACCCGGCUUGGGCCAGCAGUUGCAGGGUUACAUUCCUUCCAACUACGUGGCGGAGGAUCGGAGUCUCGAGGCAGAGCCGUGGUUCUUUGGAGCAGUCAAAAGAGCAGAUGCAGAAAAGCAACUACUGUAUUCAGAAAAUCAGACAGGUGCCUUUCUAAUCCGAGAAAGUGAAAGCCAGAAGGGAGAUUUCUCCCUUUCAGUUUUAGAUAAUGGCGUCGUGAAACACUACAAAAUCAGAAGACUUGAUGAAGGGGGCUUUUUCCUUACCCGGAGGAAGGUUUUUUCAACACUGAAUGAGUUUGUGAGUUACUACAGUCUGGCAAGCGAUGGCCUAUGUGUCAAGCUGGAAAAGCCAUGCUUAAAGGUACAGGUUCCAGCUCCUUUUGAUUUGUCAUAUAAAACUGUGGACCAGUGGGAGAUAGACCGCAACUCCAUACAGCUUCUGAAGCGAUUGGGAUCAGGCCAGUUUGGAGAAGUCUGGGAAGGCCUAUGGAACAAUACUACUCCUGUGGCUGUGAAAACAUUAAAACCAGGUUCAAUGGAUCCAAAUGACUUCCUGAGGGAGGCACAGAUAAUGAAGAGCCUGAGACAUCCAAAGCUUAUCCAGCUUUAUGCUGUUUGCACUUUAGAGGAUCCAAUCUAUAUUAUUACGGAGUUGAUGAGACAUGGAAGUCUGCAAGAAUAUCUCCAAAAUGAUGGUGGGUCAAAAAUCCGUCUGACUCAACAGGUAGAUAUGGCGGCUCAGGUAGCUUCUGGAAUGGCCUAUCUGGAAUCGCAGAACUAUAUCCACAGAGAUCUGGCUGCCAGAAAUGUCCUGGUUGGUGAACAUAACAUCUACAAAGUGGCAGAUUUUGGGCUUGCAAGAGUUUUUAAGGUAGAUAAUGACGACAUCUAUGAAUCUACACAUGAUAUAAAGCUGCCGGUGAAGUGGACUGCACCUGAAGCCAUUCGUACCAAUAAAUUCAGCAUUAAGUCCGAUGUGUGGUCAUUCGGAAUUCUUCUUUAUGAAAUCAUUACUUACGGCAAAAUGCCUUAUAGUGGUAUGACAGGUGCUCGUGUAAUUCAGCUGUUGAGCCAAAGCUACAGACUUCCACAACCACCUAACUGCCCACAGCAGUUCUAUAACAUCAUGUUGGCGUGCUGGGAUGCAGAGCCUAAGCAACGACCAUCAUUUGAGACCCUGCAUCAGAAACUUGAGGACUAUUUUGAAAGAGACUAUUCAUCUUCCAAUGACUUUAUAAGCUGAACAUCGAAGAGAAAGAAGAAAUAAUAAAUAGGUGAAAAUUGAAAUUAUCAGUUCAGAAAUAUAAUUUCACCAAGCAGCUGUGAAAUCAGUUUGUUUUGACAUAUCUAGGUGGUAGGGUAAACUCAACCAUGUAUUAUAGAAGAGACUCUAUGCUCAUCCUAUUGACUGGGAAACACUGUGGGGCCGUCUAAGAUGAUUUAUCAUUUUCUCACUGCCUGGUAAAAUCAAACACACUAAAUGAAGUUAUUUUUCUUUUUAAGAGAUACUUACAUUUCUAUUUAUUGUUUGAAAUGCCGAUCAAGAGAAUCAACAGACGAUAGUCAAUUUUUACUCAGUGACUGUUGUAGCAUUUUCCUGUUUACUGAUUAGAGUGGUUAUUCAUUAUUCCUCAAAUUGCUGAAUCCCAUCAGGCUGUUAUUAUGAAGGAAUUUGAUUGCUUUGCUGCACAGCAGGACCUGUGCUUUGAGAUUUUUUUUCCUCUUUUAAAAUAUCCUGUAACUACAAUGAUGGCAAAGCCAUGUUAAAUGACUUGAUUGUACUUGAAGUAAUUGCACAUAUUUUUCCUAUGCACAAGAAAAUGAAGCAGCUGUUGAGAAAAAGAAUUAAAAUCUUUCUCAUUUUGUAGACAGAAAUGAUGAAAUUUUUCUAUACCUCAGUAUGUGUCAUCUGAGAAUCAUCUGCAUUUAUUUUAAUCUCUUAAUGUCAGGAAUCAGGUUGCAAAGCUGAUGAGUUGUUAUGCAUGGAACCACCUAAUGGUCCACAAGGCCUGAGAAACAGGCAUUAAAGUAGUAUAGGGAAAUAAGGGGAGAACGUAAGAACACUACAGCAUCCUAUAAUAAUCAAAAGUGUUUGGCAAGUUUUAAAUCAACUGCAAAACAGGCCAAGCACUGUUUCAGGUCUUGAGGCCAGGAAGAAUAAUGUCUGAACUUGGUUAUGACCUGUAGUUUUUCUCUGUUAAGAAGCUUUUUAGUAUCUUAAAUUUGCAUUAACAUUGAUAGAAACUUUACUGUCUUCUUAAGUAGUGGGCAGAUCAAAUUCUCUGCUUCAUUAGAUGACUAGCAAGACUUCUUCAAAGUGGUUUCAAAGUCAAAUAUAUAUUGGAAUAUAUAUAUAUUCCAUGAUCUCAUGAUCUUCUGAUGCACAGCACCAAAUGAAAAAGCCAAAAGAAAACAGGAUAUUUCAAGUAACUCAUUUCUCUUUAAGAGAAUAUCAAGAUCGUAACAGUCAAAAAAAAGAGUCAAGACACCAGGUGCAAUACCAUUAGCAGCCCUGCCAUGUCACUUGUCUUAGUUUCCUUUCUGUUGCUGUAAUAAAACACCCUAACAGAAAGCAGCUUAGAGCAGAUAGGGUUUGUUUUAGCUUACAAUUCCAGGCUACAGUCAUCCUUGCAGGGAAGUUGCAGUGGCAAGUGCUUGAAGCAGCUGGUUACAACAUCACAUCCUCAGUCAAGAUCCCAGAGGAAUAAAUGCAUGCUUUGCUAGCUUGCUUCCUUGGGCUCAGCUCAAUUUCUUCACUUUUAUACAGUACAGGAAUGGUGCUGCACAGAGUGGACUGAGUCUUCUCUUAACAACUAAGUUAAUUAAGAUAAUCUCACACAUGCCAGAGACAACUCACUGUAGACAGUCUCUCAUUGAGGCUCUCUUCCCAGGUUGUGUCAAGCUGACAAUUAUAGCUACCAUCAUAUCACUUAAGACCCAAAUCCUUUCAAGCCCUCCAUCCACCACUAGAAUUGUUUGCAUUCUUUGGUCAAGGAUAAUUGUCUGUGGUAACUGUUCUCUUCUUGUCUAGCAAGAAAAAUUGGGCAACUUCUUUCCUAGGCUUCAUCCCGUUUCAUGAAAACCAUUCUUAUUUUU
Nannospalax galili (Upper Galilee mountains blind mole rat) is the source of this 3848-nucleotide messenger RNA. RefSeq names its product fyn related Src family tyrosine kinase (gene Frk). Lineage: Eukaryota; Metazoa; Chordata; Mammalia; Rodentia; Spalacidae. The record is from RefSeq and is a predicted model, not a curated record. Gene Ontology annotation, cellular component: extrinsic component of cytoplasmic side of plasma membrane. Gene Ontology annotation, molecular function: ATP binding; signaling receptor binding; non-membrane spanning protein tyrosine kinase activity. The transcript is spliced from 9 exons. Gene Ontology annotation, biological process: cell differentiation; protein phosphorylation; innate immune response. Bases 463 to 1995 code for a protein of 510 amino acids.